UAAAAAAUAUUUAAAUAGUAAAAAAUAUGUUAAUUUAACGUGUUAAAAUUUUAAAAUAAAUUUUAAGUAUGACAUGCAUCUUAACAUUUAUAUAAAUAUAUAUCAUAACCUAAAUAUAAAUAAUUUAACAACUUAAAUUAGAAAAAAAAUAAAAAUCCCGGGCGUAGCCCGGGUUAAUCCCUAGUAUCUGAUAAUGGUAACAAAGGAUGGACUCAACUAAAGUAAUGUAGAUAUUUUGUUUGACUUAUAUUGUGAGAAAAUAUAAUAAAAAAUUAAACGUGAAUUACCUUUUGGUACUGUUUGAAAACAUGAAUAACAAUCUAAAUAAGAAUUAUCUGAAAAACAUAUAGCAGUAUAAAAAAAAUAAAAUGUCAUUUUAGUAAUUUCAUUAAUAUAAUUACAUUAAUUAUUUUUCAAUAUUUCACUCAGUUAAAUAAUUACAUUAAUUAUAUUACCUUAACAAUACAUCGCAUCAUUAAUUCUAUUACCAUAAUUAUAAUAAUGCAGAUUUUAUUUAUUAGUAUAAUUCACCCAGUUAAAUAAUUACAUUAAUUAUAUUACCUUAACACUACAUUGCAUCAUUAAUUCUAUUAUCAUAAUAAUAAUAAUGCAGAUUUUAUUUAUUAGUUAAUCAACAAUAACUUUGUGCCUAUUAUAAAAUCAAAAAUGUAAAAUAACUGGAUUUUGCAUAUGGUUAAACGUUCGGUUUAGUUUGUUUUACUAAAUUUUUUAUUUUAGUUUUACUGGUGAAAAUUUACAUAGCCAAAACAUAAUUCAAAGACAUAUUUUUGUAAAUAAAAUAAUAAUUUAAAUCAAAAUAAGAAAAUGUAUUACAUUUAUUGUCACUUAAUUUUUCACUCAAUAUAAUUAUUUUACUAAAUAAAAAAACUUUUUCUAUUUUACUUAAUUUAGCCAAAAAAAUAGAAAGAGUCAUUUUAUUAGUUUAUAAAAUAAGUUAGACAUAAACAUUUGCUAUCUAUUUAGGUACAUGAUGUUCUUUUUGGGUAUCGUGUGUUUUGUUUUGAGAUUAGGCCCUCCUUAAAUAUUAUAAAUUUAUGUGUGGGUUUUGCUGAGUCUGGAUGAGUUCAGUUAUAAUGUAUAAGAACCUAAAAAUAUCUAAAUAACAAAUGUAUCUGAAACGGGUUCAGAUAUUUGCACCAAAAAAUAACCAUAUUACCCUAUUCGGUCGAGGUCUUUUGAAUACAGUUAGUUAUAUUACGACCCAUCUAAAAUAUAUAACACUAAUUAUAAAAAUAAAUAUCAAUAUAUAAAAAUUUAAGAAUCAAUACUUGCGCGGGUACACGGAUCAGUCUCUAGUAUUGUUUAUAUGUUUUCACUUUUGAGGAUAUCUGAAUAUAUGUCCUGCUUGACUUAUCUUGUGCGAAGUAUAUAUGUUUUUAACAAAAUAGUCUUCGUAUAGUGGUAAAAGAGUUCCAGCUGAAGUUUCCGUCAUGGGUUUGAUUUUCUUUGGCCACCCAUAGACGCUUUAAAUGGUAAAAAAUAUCCAGAUUUCUAUUGGUUUUUUGGUGAUUAGUCAUUGGACCUAGAAAGCAUUUGAGAUCACAUUAAAGCUAUCAGAAAAAAUAUAUAUGUUUUGUUACUUAAGUUAUAAUACAUAUUUAUACAUGUUCUUGUAUGUAUAGAUUAGCAAUAAUGCCAAGAAAGGUGGUCAGUUUUUAUUUGGAGGAGUAAAACCAUUUGCAAAAUGUUGAUUGUCACUGUAGAUGGAGUAUAAUUUUAGCGGUUUGAAUAAGGAAUACAACUGAAGUGUUGGUAGACAGUGUACUGGUCAUACAAAAGGUUUGAUUUCGAGUGUGAUUGGUAUUGAUGAGAGUAACUGAGCAUAAUAAAUAAAGAGGAACUGAGAGUAACAAUAAAUAGAUUAAAUAGUGUAACAUAAAAAAAGAAAAAAAUAGAAUCCAGCGCAACACACUUUCUUCACCUGAACCCAGAGAAAGAAAAUAAUCAUUUUUACUCUAUUUAAAUAGUAACCAGCAGAAAAGUAAGUGGGAAGUUUUCAACUUGAUUGGUUGAAUAUUGGCUUUAACUGAAAGGUAUUGUUAGCGAUAAAGUAGUGGAGUAAAUAUUUUUUUUCCGCUGAGUUACGCUAGAGUCAGCCAAUCAAGUGGAAAUUUUUUUCUUCCCAUUUCCUCUGAUUACUGUUAAAAUAGAGUAAAACACACACACAACUUUACUCCAACCUAAGCAACAAAGCAUUUGGUAACACCAUAAACUUCACCAAGAUUCACAUUAAAAAUCGCAAACCUAGAGGAGUCGUUCUUUUUCUUCAGUGGUUGAUAAAUUGGAGUUGGUGACUUAUGUGGUCUCUCCGCUUAUUGCACAGCUCAACCGUCAAGCUGUAUAUUCCAAGUUUGUGCUUUUCAAAUCACUGUUGAUAUUGGGAUCCAGACUUUUCAUCUCGAAUAUGUCUUUCUAUUUUGUUUCUCAAUGAAUUCGUCCAUUGGUCGAUUUAAUGCUUCACAAAGAAAAACUCUUGGGAUUUCAUUUCAUGUGACUCUUCAUCCCAAGCAACGAAAACAUUUAUAUGUGCAGCUUGAGGCCGUUGCCAUGGAGGAUGCAAUGCUCGAUUUAAUUCGAAAGAGUGGGUAAAGGAAGACGUUAAUAAUUGAAUUAAGUGAUGAUAAAUGAAUGUGUUAGAUAGGCGUCCACCGUAAUUGGCGAGAGUUAUGAACCACAACGUUUGACUUUCAAUCUCCAUCUUUGCGUGAAUGGAAUAAACUUUAGUGUAAACAGAGCCUACGCAGAUUAAACCAAAAAGCUUUCAAACUUAACAUAUGACAGCCCAUUUUGUGAAUGAACACAAAAUGACAGAAGAAGAAGCUAAACGAAAAUAAACUUUAGUGAGUUUUUCUUGUCCUGCCAUAUGUUGCAAAAUAGAGAUAUGAAUGCUGAGGUGGAUAACAGACCGGUUUAUAUUUUAAAGAAAAUGAUAAUUUUUAUCAAAAAGUGCUACUAGAAUUUAAAAGUCUCUUCUGUGGAACCAAAAGAUUUUUUUUGGUAAACUAAAAACCCCAAAGUUCAGGUCAAACUUAUUUUUCUAAUACCUUUAAUUUUAGGGAAAAUUAGAAAAAAGAGACACUUUCAACUUGAGUUUGUCACUCUAAUACUUUUUCUAAAUUUUUUGUCCCUUUAGAACUUUAAUUUUUGUAAAUACAAUUAUACCCUUAAAUUAAAUGCUAAAAUAUAUAAAAAAGGAGAUUCAUCGGUUCGCUAAACACAAUCCAUCGGUUCAUUCUAAACUCCUAAAUUUUAGAUGAACACAAUCCACUACCCUCAGAAAAUUGAGAUAAACACAAUCCAUCUGUUUGCUAAAACAAAAUGCAAGGGUUCGAGUUCAAAGAGAUUCAGGAGAAGAUCCCCAACAGCUUUUGUCCAUGGCCACGAUCCUUUCAAUUCUGGGUUCGAGCUACCAAUAUCUAGACUGGUUACAAGGUCCCAACUGUGUCUCGACUUGAGCUCCGUCGUUGUAGCCACCGUCGCUUCACUGUGCUCUUGGUCGCCAUCAAAUUCUCUCACCGGAACCACCACUGCCGUGUCAUCUCCGCCGCUACACGGGCUCCUCUUCUCCGUUCAAGCAGUCACAGCCCGAGAGCAUUGAAUCGAGCAGGCCACACCUUCACGCAUCGCUCGAUUGGUUCUCUCGGAUGUUCAGUUCGUCGUUUGGACCAAGCCAGAUGGAUCGAGCAUUUAUCUUCCACAUCGAACGUUCCCAACCACAAAACAGACAUGGCUAAAUUUUAAUAUAUUGCACACUUGGCCCCUGAGAUUAGUUCCUUUCUUAUUUUCCCCAGAAAUUUUAUUUUUGAAAUUAGUCCUCGAUUUCGCACCCAGUACUAUUGGUUCAGGGAAAUAUCUUUAAUGUUCGCCCCAGUACUUUUAAAUUUGCGGAAAUAUCUUUAUGAUUUCGCCUUAAACUUUAAACGUUCACUUUUGACUCUAUUAUAUGAAAAUGCAAUAUAUACAAAACUCAGAAAUUAAUCGUGGAGCAAUCCAGGAUUAGUUUUAAUUUUUUUAUUAUACUUUCUAGUAUAUAAGCUAGUAUACGUAUCAAAGUAGCGUGAAUCAUAUGUGGUAUAGUGGUUUGUUUGUAUAAUUUUCUUUUGAAUAACUCGGGUUCGAGUGGAGGAAAGAACAACUUUGAUGAUUUUUUGACUUAGGAAAGAUUAUACUCUGCGAGAUUUAGAUCAGAUUUCGUGUAUAAUUAGGAAAGUACAUCUUUAACCGAAUAUAGAAGUUUCCAUAUUUUCCGGAUUUGCCUAGAAUAUGUAUAUUACCUUACGCAUAAUACAAUAGAGUAGAUGGGAAAUAUAUUAUUCCUUUAGGCGUCACAUAAGGUAAAAGGAAGAACAUGUUAUGACACAUAAUCUAGAUAAGGUAUAUUAUUGAGCUGUGGCUAUGUAUCGUUAUCAAGCUGUAUGUAUUCUGAAGACAUCUUUCUUGAUUAUAACAUUUUGAAAUAUAGCUUGGUUAGAAUAUAUAAGAAAUGCUAGUUUACGUUGUAUGCCCAAAAUAUAUCUAUAUAUAAAACUUAGUUUCUGAUUUCUAGACUAAGUCGAUGACCAGAAUGAGUAUUUUAACUGUAACUAGAAGAUAAAAUAAAAUAUGAUUCCACUUUAAAAAAAAAACUUUUAAACAUAUAUAUUGUCAUACUUAUGUUUCCAACAUUUUUUAUACUCCCUCCGUUUUUUUAUAUAAGUCGUUUUAUAGCUAUGCACGUAGAUUAAGAAAACCAUUAAUUUCUUAUAUUUUCUAAACAAAAACAUCAUUAAUUAUUUACCUAACCACAAUUCAACCAAUAGAAAAAUAAAAGAUAUAUUACCAUUGGUCAUACAACAUUAAUUACUAAUAAAUUUUACAUAGAAAACCGAAAACGACAUAUAAUUUGGAACAAAAACAUUUCUCUACAGCGACUUAUAUUAAAAAACGGAGGGAGUAUUUUUUAACAUUUUUAAAAUUCAGUUUAGUAUUUUAACCAUAAAAGAAGAGUAAAAAUUGUACAGAAUUGCCCAAAAUAUCAAAAGUCCUAUUGUGACAAAUAAAAGUUCAAAGUGUCUCAUUUUUCCAAUUUUCCCUUAAUUUUAUCACCUAACCAAAAUUUAUAUCACUAUAUGUAUACAUCUUAAAAUCACGUAGUUUUACCAAUACGUACAUAGAUGGCAAGAAAUAUUUCCAAUUUUUAAGUGAAAGAGAGCCAGAGAAAACAUUGCAAAUGAAAAUAAAAAGAUAAUAAUCAUGGGGUUUAAAGUUUGACAACAACACCAGAUUUUCCGUGUCUCUCUAAUUAAUCUUUUGUGUCUCCUCGUAAUUAACUACAUAUAAACCUUCAUAUACUUAUCUGAACUUUCUCUUACAUACAAAAAGUCUCUCAAGACAAAAGCAGUCUUUCUCUAUCUGAUUCAUGUCAAUUUUCUUCACAAAAGAAUCCAUUGUCCUAGCAUCCCAAUCAAUGGAUAGAUCAAUACCAUUAUCCGACGUAGAUGGAGAAAUGAUACAUGUUGAGGUGGUCAAUAGCCUUGAUUGGAUCAGUAAGCUCCCAAAUGAUCUUUUGCUUAAGGUCUUAUCGAAGUUGUCCAUGGAAGAAGUCCUUAGAACAAGUGUUCUAUCAAAAAGAUGGGUGGAUGUGUGGAAGGAGACAUCUCAUCUAUACUUGGACAUGCGAAGGAUCGCAAAAGCAAAAAUUCUUUUGCCCGAGGUUUCACAUCAAGCUGCUAGAUCGGUGACAAAGAUCAUAAAGGAUCACCGUGGCCAUUUGGAAAGAUGCACAAUCUACCAUGACUCCCUCCAGUGUGAAGACGGGGUGUUUGAGUCUUGGAUUCAGUCACUGGUUAAUGUGAAACACAUCAAGCAUCUCAAACUUGUAAACCUUUUUGACCAUUUUGAACCUAUCACAGGAUCCCAUGUCACACUUGACUUGCUUCCUAAGUCAUUUUCCCACCCAGACCUCAUAUCUCUCUUCCUAGAUGAGUACAACUUAGAAACUCCACAUGCUUUUUACAGUUGCCGGAGUUUAAAGGAUCUUAGUCUUAUUAACGUCUCAGCCGAAACUGAAGUCUUUAAUGCAGUCCUUGUGUCUUGCCCUUCUCUCGAAGUGCUUGCACUAAAGAUCAGUUGCCACAAAAAAGGGUUUCUGAAGAUUGAAAACCACAACCUAAAGUUCUUAUUUUUAUCCUGCCUUGGGAUAAAAGGCAUUAACGUGUCUUCACCCAACCUAGAUAUCCUCUCCAUUGAAUAUCUCUCGUGUAAGGAAGAGAACUUCUUCACUGCGAGCCCUAGGCUCCAUUCUCAUCGGAACUAUUGGGCUGCAGGACAAUGCCUUGCUCACACUAGCUAUAUUAUAUCAUGCCCCCAGCAGGGAGAAGAAAGCAUUGGGCAUAAAGUCAUGCUGAGCGGAUUCACAGAUUGUAUGAAAAUGUUGUCAUUAAUGUCGGUUAGUGUAGACUUAACAAAUGCAAAAGAAGUUGAGAUGCUCAGACAAGUGUUAGCUGCAUGGCCUGUAGAAAUGGGAGAACUUGAGAUUGUAUCUAAGAGUAACAAUGAUGCUAUCAAAGAAAGUGAGUCUUCCAUUGGAAAAACAAGGAACACGAUUUGGGAAGAGACAAAACCGUUUCCCAAUGCUGAGUUUCGUGUAUAUACGGUAUGGUUGUCUAACUUUAGCGGUUCAGAGGAAGAGUUUGCAUUAGCCUCGCGUGUGAUAACGCAUGGGACGGUAAUCUGGAACAUGAAGAUUAGACCAUCGUCCUCUUCUACAACUAAGAAGUCAAAAAUCAAAGCGGCAAUAGCGAAGCUAAAGGAACUUCCAAAAUGUCACAAUUACUUUCGUAUCACAUGUUCUGAUGAGGCUCUGGUUGAACCUAGCCUUUGGUAAUAGAGAAAGAGAACUCUUCAGAAUUUAGAUUAAAUUAUUGUUGUAUUUCCUUUUUAUGUUUAAAUAUUUGGGAUAUAAUUUGGAUGAACUUGAAUUUUAUUUGACUGUUGAUUGAGUUAUUAACUCAUUGUCUUGUUUAGUUCUUGAUUUGCUCAAUAUGCUUUGUUAAAAGGGGUUAUUAUAUAAUGAGUUGACCAAUUAUACCGAUAUGUGCGUUAAGAUAGGUGUUAAUAUAUACUAUUUAUGUAGAUUAUCAGUGAGUUGCUUCCACUGACAAACAUGGCUUUCAUAUUGUUUAGAAAUGCUGUUAAUGAUGUCGAACCCAAAGGAAAGUAGUACUAUCAUGUGACACUAUUACUAAUAUGAAUGUCAUAGAUAAAAAGUUGAGAUAUGUGGAAACAUACCGAAAUAUUGGUAACAAUAUGCAGGUUACACCAUUCCGGGAAGUUAUAAUAUACUGUGAAUCUGUGAUUAUAAGUUAUUUUUACCUUACUACAUGUGAUAUUGUAUGACGGGAAAUCUAACCAUUUGCUGCUUAGCUGAUUUAUUUCCUCUACGUCUUCUCUGUUCAAAAACCCAUAGUUGCUAAUCAGACUAUCAGAGCCGUCUUGAAAUUUACAAAACCUUAUACAAUAUAGAAAUAUUUUACCAUAAAAUAAAUAAUUAUGCAAAAUUUUAUAUGUUACUCUCUCCGUUUCAUUUUAAUUAUCGUUUUAGACUUAAACAUACAAAUUAAGAAAACGUUUAAUUUUGUAUAUUUACUAGAUAAAAAUAUCAUUACCAAUACAACUAACCACAUUUCAACCAAUAGAAAAAUAUAUUAGAAUAUAAGUUUAAUAAAAUUUGCAUUAUAACUAUAAAACGACAUUUAUUUUGAAACGGAGGAAAUAUAACAUUAUUUAAAAAACUAAACAGUUUUUUUUUGUAAAUUCAUAUUUACAUAUUUAAUAAGUUUUUAUACAUAAAUUAUAUUAGUUUAAUAUUUUUGAUACUAUAUUUUUGAUCAAAUAUUUAAAAUAUCUAUUGUUAUUUUAAUUUUUGUUUUAAAUGUAGGCUUUAGAAAAAUAAAAACCCCAUGCAAAUAUUUCUUACGCAUGUACUCAGGACCGAAACUGUUGAUAACGUUUAGCACUAUCAUAAGAGAAGAUCGAUCUGCUACAGAUAUUUUAAAGAGUAGCUAAACCUAAAAAUCAAUAAAAAUACAUAUUUUCAAAAUAUGUGAAAACUGAAAUUUAUUGUAAAUAUAGAUUUUUCUUCCUUUAUUAAUAUUUAUUGUUUUAUUAUUGUCUAAUUGUACAAUGAUAUAAAUAAAUAUAAUUAAAUAACACAAUUAAGAAUAUUUAAAAUGUAUGCCCUUUUACAAAAAAAAAAAGAAAGUAUAUUUAAGAUGUAAUUUAAUAUAUU
Molecule: messenger RNA, 8290 nt
Organism: Brassica rapa (field mustard)
Lineage: Eukaryota; Viridiplantae; Streptophyta; Magnoliopsida; Brassicales; Brassicaceae
Product: putative F-box protein At1g67390
Molecular function (GO): protein binding
Source: RefSeq, a predicted model, not a curated record